AUGCCCCCGAAGAAGGCCAAAGCGGAGGCGAAGAAAUCUCAGCCAAAAACUAAGGCGAAGAGUGCUACAGCUUCCGAUGCAGAGGAGCCUCCCAAAGAUGAGGAGAUGAAGGAGGAAGAGCCCCUCAAGGAGGAGGUCAAGGAAGAAAAGCCCAAGGAGGAGGCGCAAAUCAAGCAAGACAGCGAAGCGGAAGAGCCAAAAGCGGAAGUCGCGGAAGAGACUACCCAGGAGGAUGCCAAGAUGGAAGACAAGGACAAAGAAAGAGAAGAAGAUGCUGCGAAGGACGCUCGAACGAAAGUAAAACCAGGUGUCGUGAGCCUCAAUCUCCAUGAUGCGACGCUGAAUGCCAUGCCAGUCUGCGGCGGCAAGGUGCUGAUGGCACUGACCGAGGGAGGUAUGCAAUACCUGCUCGCCUCGGCACGCUGCAGUGCCGGCAUCAAGGCUGGUCGCUACAUGUACGAGGUCAGGAUCUUGGAGACGCUGAACCCAUGCGAGACGCAAGGACAUACCAGAGUCCCGGCACCUCGCCAGCUGGUCCGCGUGGGGUUCUCUUUGAGUGGAUCUUCUGUGUUCUUGGGAGACGGAGAUGGCAACUGCUGCUUCGACUCUGAAGGCUUUUUCACCCAUGACAAAGCCAGGAAGAAAGUCUCGCAGAAGUUUUUCAGAGAUCAAACUGUGGCAGUCCUUCUGAACGUAGACUCCACACUGCCAAAUGCCAACACGGUGAGUCUCUUCGUUAACGGCACGCGCGUUGCCGAGCCACAGCCGCUUCCAGAAAACCUGGUAGGCAAGCCGCUGUAUCCCACGGUGACAUACAAGAACGUGUCCUUGGAGGUGAACUUCGGUCCAUCUCCCCGCAGUCCUCUGCCAUUCACUUGCAACAUGGCUGCCGCAGCCGCCGUGGAAGAUCUCGAGAUCCCAUCUGUAGCACUGCGCAAGGACGGGAAGGGUGAGCUGGUGCUGCCUGUAGGACUCCCUGACACUGGCUACUUUGAUUGGGUGGACAAGUUCCUCGCGGAGCACCCGGACUUCGUGGAGCUCAGUGAUCGGAAGAUUCUGGACUGGGCAGCAAAGAGUGGAAUAUGGAAGGCCCGAAAUUCGGCCGCUGGGUCUGGCGACAAGCCAGAAGCAUCCACGGGCGUGCCGGCCAUUGACGACUGGAGCGUGAGCCGAGUGAUUGCAGCAGUUGCCCCCACCCUGCCACGAAAGUACAUCAUCCCAGAGAUGAAGGCCAACCUGGUGAAGUCUGACCGCGAUGAGGCACUUCUGCGGUUCACCUCGGCAGACUUCCACCGCAAGGCCGUUGUGCUUAUGGGUGAGCCUGAUCAGCAAUACAUUCAGUGGAUCCAGAAGCUGAUGCUCGAGGAGAAGCAGCAGCAGGCGGAGGAGGAGAGGAGGUGGAAAGCACAAGAGGCCGAGCGCCAGCGGCAGCAAAAGAAGGCACAGGAGGAACGGAAGCGCAAAGCCGAUGCUGCGAGGAAGAGCUACGAGGCGGCAAAGCGUCGCCGGAUGGGGGAAGAGGUGGAGGAGGAGGAGCCAGAAGAGCCACAGGAGCCACAGGAGGAGGAAGUCCCGGAAGAGGAGCCCAUUGGUCCAGUUGAGCUCACAGAGGAGGAGAAGGCUUUGAAGUGUCGGAAACCCCAGACGCCAGACAUGCAGGAGAGAGAUCUCGCAAGGUCCUAUGCAAGCUUUGUGCUGCCUGUGAAGUCCGAGGGCUUUGAUGAGGUAGCUUUUGCCUGGGACAAGGAGUCUAGCUGCUCUGAGUUGCUCAAGUCUUGGAUCAUGGAAAAGAAGCAAACACAGCGCGCCGAAGAUCUAAAUCCAGGCGCUGACUUCAAAGAGACGUGGGCAGCAUGGCAAAAGGCAGUGCAGGACUGGAGGAAGGCCCAGGGGGAUUUCCGGGAUCCCCAAAAGAGACGGGCACUCAAGGAGCGGAAGCUGGAGGAAGCUAAGAAGAAGAUUGAAGAGGAAAAGCAGACCCUCAUUGAAGCCGGUGACGAAGAAGGUGCAAGAGCGCUUGAGGAGAAGGUUGAGGCCGAGCAGAAUGAGGAAGAGAUCGACACGGAGAAUCUGGAUGUCUUGGCGGUUGAAGACAUCAGUGACAUUGGUAACGGGGAGCCGCUCUUCGGGCAGUUUCAGUACGAAGACUGGAUUCUGCUCAGUACGAGGUAUGAGUUGCACCUGCUGGCCCAUUGCUUCAAGAAGGACUUGAACGAUCCUGAUCGGCCAAGUUUCCAUCUGAAGCAUUUAGGCUUCUACUAUCAGAAGUACUACAAAAGAGCAUGGAAUUUCCAGCAGUUCGGCGUAAAGGAGUUUGAGGACCUCGUCGAGCUGCUGAAGGAUUCCGUAAGCGUUGACGCCAGUGGUCACCUGAAGGCAGACGAGCCCGAGGACACUCCUCUGGAGCGCUUCGUGAAGCUGACAGAGGACAACCGACGGGAGCGCCAGAGGAGAAUAGAUGCUGGCGAUGAGACAGCUAGGCUAAAGUUCUCCAGACCAGCGCAGCGAGGCAAUGAGCGGGAAGGAAAGGGAGGAUAUGGCAAGGGUGGCAAGGGAUCCUAUGGGGGCGGAUCGGGCUAUGGCCAAAAGAGGCAAGACAUCACCGCCAUAACAGAGCUGGUCUUCACCAAGUCUCUUCAGUUUCUGGCCGUGUCUGCCACCUUUCCUCCACCACUUGUUGCUCUAGCAGAAGACCUUUUCGUUCAUGUGGAAAAGAAGCGAGCAACGCGCGGGCAACCUGUGAUGCGAGACUUGCCCCACAAGGUCUUCUUGUGUACAUCAGCCGUGAAGAAGGACGAGGACGGCUUGAAUAUUAUACAAGAUGGUUCAGAAGAAGGAGAAGUAGUAGAGACGGCAUUGCUCAAGGGAGUGCUGCACCUCCGCUACGUGCUUCAAGGAUAUCAUGUGAGGCAAAAGGUGCCUGCACUGCUGGAAGUCUUAACGACGGCAGCUUACCAACAGGCCUUUGUCUUUGUUGGGGAUUCCAACAAUGCCAUCCAAAUCGCAGAGCUGCUGAACCAGGCUGGAGUUCCUGCCGCUGCCAGCACUGGGAAGCUGGACCAAGCCUGGCGGACACAGGCUUUCGCUGGGUUGAAGCGCUUCCAGUACCGAGUCCUGGUCUGCACGGAUUUGAUGGCACGCGGCAUUGACGCAGAGAAGGUCGAUGUGGUUGUCAACCUGGACCUUCCCGUUGAAAAGGAGACCUACUUACACCGGUCUGGGCGCACUGCCCGCUUCGGCUCGGUGGGCUGGAUGGUUUCCCUCGUCUUCGAAGGGGAUGAGGCAGAGCAUUUGGACUUCUUUCAAAAGCAGCUGGGCUUCGAGCUCGCCGAGUAUGCGGACCGAGAGGCGGCCGUUGAAUCUGUAAGAGAUGUCAAAGCGGAUAGCAUCCGGCACAGCAUGGUGCAGCUAACAUCCGUGCUUGAUGAAACCAUUCGAUCAACUCUGCCCAUGCAGUCGGACUCCUAA
Molecule: messenger RNA, 3468 nt
Organism: Symbiodinium natans
Lineage: Eukaryota; Dinophyceae; Suessiales; Symbiodiniaceae
Source: the annotation of a GenBank genome assembly